This is a messenger RNA of Andrographis paniculata, 1849 nucleotides long. Its product is annotated as polyphenol oxidase I, chloroplastic-like. The record is from RefSeq and is a predicted model, not a curated record. Gene Ontology annotation, biological process: pigment biosynthetic process. Lineage: Eukaryota; Viridiplantae; Streptophyta; Magnoliopsida; Lamiales; Acanthaceae. The transcript has a single exon. The coding region runs from base 26 to 1708 and encodes 560 amino acids. Gene Ontology annotation, molecular function: catechol oxidase activity.
AAUUUACAAGUAAACCACAGCCAAGAUGUCUCUUAUUACACUUUCAUCCUCCAUUACAUUUACAAUUACAAACCACUCCCGACACACACGAACCCAAUCCCUGACCGUACGAUGUACCGAUGAUAAUCAAUACAAUAUCCAAACUAGCCCCGCCGCCGGACAAGUGGACAGAAGACAUUUGCUUAUGGGAAUCGGAGGCCUGUACGGCGCCGCCGCCGCCCCCGCCUCCGCCACUCCGAUCACAGCCCCGGAUUUCUCCAAAUGCGGCGUCGCCACUAACCUCAACACUAGCCAGCCCCUCAAAGACAACUGCUGCCCGCCAUUAUCCUCCGAAAUCAUCGACUACAAGCUCCCCACCGCCGGCGGACUGCGCCUCCGCCCCGCCGCCCAUUUAGCCGGAAAAGAGUACUGGGCCAAGUACGCCAAAGCCGUCGAACUCAUGAAAGCCCUCCCCGCCGACGACCCCCGGAAUUUUAUGCAACAGGCCAACGUCCACUGCGCUUACUGCAACCUCACCUACCCUCAGACCCCCGCCGCCGGCGACUCCGAUUUGAAGCUCCAAAUUCACAACUGCUGGCAUUUCUUUCCAUGGCACAGAUGGUAUUUGUAUUUCUACGAAAGGAUUUUAAGCAAAUUGAUCGACGAUCCCAGCUUCGCCUUGCCGUUCUGGAACUGGGACAAUCCCGACGGCGUCGUUUUGCCGGAGGCUUUUGUGGAGAAGAACUCUCCUUUAUACAAUCCGCGCCGGAAUCCGGAGCACCUGCCGCCGGCGAUGGCGGACCUGGCGUACUCCUCAAGUAAGCCGACGAAUCCGAAAAAAGUGAUUAAAAACAACCUGAGCGUGAUGCACAGAGAGAUGGUCCGGCGGGUGUGGCGGCUGCAGGAUUUCUACGGCGCGAAAUAUGUCGCCGGAAGUUCUCCCGAUCCAGGCCCCGGCGCGGUGGAGCGUGGCUCCCACAUCGCGCUGCACGUCUGGGUCGGGGAGAACACCACCGGCGGCGAGGAUAUGGGCAAUUUCUACUCGACGGCGCGUGAUUCUGUCUUCUUCAGCCACCACGCGAACGUCGAUCGUCUCUGGACGGUGUGGCGCGGCCUGAGAGGAACGAAGAAGAAGGAAUUCACCGAUUCCGAUUGGCUCGACGCCGAGUUCCAAUUCUACGACGAACACGCGCGGCUCGUGCGCGUGCGCGUCGCCGACGCGCUGGAAAACGAGAGGAUGGGAUACGCGUACCAGGAGGUGGACCUUCCAUGGCUCAAGAACCGCCUCUUGGCGCGGAAGAAGAAGUCCAAAGCGGCGGCGGGGGCAGCGUACCGCGCGGGGGAGAAGGUUUUUCCGGCGAAGCUGGAUAAGGUAGUGAGAGCGGUGGUGAAGCGGCCGAAGAAAUCGCGGGAGAAGGAGGAGGAAGAGGAGGAACUGCUGGUGAUCGAAGGGAUUGAAGCGGACACAGGGAGAUUUGUGAAGUUCGAUGUUUUUGUGAACGACGAGGAGGAGGCGGCGGGGGAUUUGGACAAGGCGGAGUACGCGGGGUGUUAUUCGCAUGUUCCGCAUAGGAAUUCGGGGAGGAUUAAGACGAUGAUCAGACUGGGGCUGAGUGAGCUGCUGGAGGAUUUGGAGGCGGAGGAAGACGACAAGAUCUUGGUGUCGUUGGUGCCCAGAGACGGCGGAGAAGAUAUCACCAUUGGCGGUGUCAAAAUUGUCUAUGAUUAAUUACAAUCUUGGAUAUUUAUUUUGUGGUGUACGAUGUAGGAUGUCUGUCUGAACCCUUUGAUUCCAUAGUUAUUGUGUCUGUUUUCCUUCUGUAUCUGUUCAGUUCGCAGUAUUUCAAAUAAACAUGCAUGAUUGAAAUUA